Messenger RNA from Rhinichthys klamathensis goyatoka, 3128 nucleotides. It is a transcript of the gene entpd5a, whose product is annotated as ectonucleoside triphosphate diphosphohydrolase 5a. The coding region runs from base 245 to 1597 and encodes 450 amino acids. Gene Ontology annotation, cellular component: membrane. Gene Ontology annotation, molecular function: UDP phosphatase activity; GDP phosphatase activity. Lineage: Eukaryota; Metazoa; Chordata; Actinopteri; Cypriniformes; Leuciscidae. The record is from RefSeq and is a predicted model, not a curated record. The transcript has 13 exons. Gene Ontology annotation, biological process: nucleoside diphosphate catabolic process.
CGACCAGUCCCGAGCGUGUCUCUGUGUUCACCCUCUCUUUCUGGGCUCUCUCCAUCUUCUCUUUCUUCCCUUCUUCAUCUUUUCUGUAGACCUUUGCUGCAUCUGCACACCCUUCAAGACUUUCAACAAGACCGGGCAAAAACAGCAAACACAUCCUCCUCCAUAAAAACUCUUGAGUCACUUUUCAAGAAACCGCCAGUCAAGCCUUCAGCUGUUUGUAGUGUCGGUGUGGGAGAAAGAAACCAUGUCUCAGCAGAUGUUGCUCUUGACGGUGGUGUCCAUUUGGCUUUUUGCCGGGUACUUUCUGGCAGAGGCAACAUAUUCCAACCACCAUAUGCACAACCGCUAUCGUGCGUUCAAUCACCAUACCAACAUGGACAAUCAGCUUCCUCCAGAGGUACCUGUGGUGAAGGAAGCAGUGGCCCCUCGUCCGGUCAACUUCAGUCGCACCUUUUAUGGGAUCAUGUUUGAUGCUGGCAGCACCGGCACCCGUAUCCACAUUUACAGGUUCAUUCAAAAAGACCCAGCGGUGCUUCCAGUGCUUGACAAUGAGAUGUACCAUGCCGUGAAGCCUGGAUUAUCAGCAUAUGCAGAUAAGCCUGAAGAGGGUGGAGAAACCCUUAGGCAAUUGCUGAAGGUGGCUAAGAAGACGAUUCCCAAAGAGGAAUGGAUACAGACACCUGUGGUUCUGAAAGCCACUGCCGGCUUGCGCCUGCUGCCUCAAGAAAAAGCCAAAGCCUUGUUGGAUGAGGUCAAAGAAAUUUUUGACGACUCUCCUUUCUUUGUGCCAAACAACAGUGUCACCAUAAUGAAUGGCACCAAUGAAGGGGUCUUGGCAUGGGUUACAGUAAACUUCCUCACAGGUCAUUUGUAUGCUAAAACAAGGAAAACUGUUGGGAUCCUGGAUUUGGGUGGAGGUUCAACUCAGAUUACGUUCCUUCCUAAGUUAAAGAAAACUGUACUGUCUGCUCCUCCAGACUACAUUGCCAAAAUCAAUAUGUUCAACAGCACCUAUGCGCUGUAUACUCACAGUUACCUUGGAAAUGGAUUAAUUGCUGGCAGACUGGCAACUCUUGGUGCUCUUGGUGCUGAUGGACUUGACUGGAAAGUUUUCAGAAGUUCUUGUUUGCCAAAAAAAUUCAGAGAAGACUGGAGCUUUGGUGAACACACCUACAAAGUCAGUGGAACCCCAGAUGGUUAUGCAGGGUACAAGUUGUGCUACCAAGAGGUGACGCGAGUGGUGAAAGGAAUUGUGCACCAGCCCUUUGAGGUCAAGGGAAGCAGCAUCUUCUAUGCCUUUUCCCAUUACUAUGACAGAGCCGUGGAUUCCGGUCUCAUUGACGGAUCUCGUGGUGGUACUGUGGAAGUCAGGGAUUUCAAAAAAAAAGCCAAAGAAGUGUGCAACAAGAUGACUAAAUACCGCCCAAUCAGCCCCUUUUUGUGCAUGGACAUGACCUACAUCACAUGCCUACUGAAAGAGGGAUUCGGCUUCAAGGAUAGCACUGUUCUGCAGCUUACCAAAAAGGUGAAUAACGUGGAGACAAGCUGGGCACUCGGCGCCAUCUUUGAUCAUUUCCACAAUCUCAACAUUCAAUAAAUCCUGCAGUCUUGUGGAUACCAGCAUGAGAAAUGGAAAAAUCUCACCUGGUCAAGCAGUCUCCCCCCUUCCUCCUACCCUAAAACUCUUAAGUGGGUUUCAGAUCUGUCCUGCACUGCAGCCCUGAAUCUCAACACUCUUCUUCCUCACCAACUAAACACCCAGAGAACUGUUCACAAAGAAAUCACUAUAUUUUUGUAAAGAUGGCCAGGCCAGUCUGCUAUUUCUACUGUAUGUUUACAUUUUUUUUCAGCUGUCGUCUUAGACCCAUUCAAAGCUCUUGAUUCAUGCUGUUGUGCAGGAUAUUGUGCAGUGUGACACAUGUAAAAACAUUGCGUUGAGUAGUGUAGCUUCCGUAGCUUCUUCUACAGUUAUCUGUUAUUAGUAGUGCUUGCACGGUAGUGUAGUGCUGUUUUAGGUUAUGGUGAAUUAUAUUGCAAUUUCCAUGUAGUGGCACGUAACACUUUAACGUAGCUGGUAGAGCUACAGCAAUCGGUCUGUUUUAGUUUGGGAUCCGCAGCUUAAACUGGUGAUGAUUGGACAAGUGCGGAUCAGAAGAAAUCAAAUAUAGUCACUUUACAUGGGCACAUGAAUGCUGUUUUACAUAUUAAUGAAUAAUGCAUGUAUUUACACAUAUCUGUUUGAAUGGUAAAGAGGUUUCCAUAGCUAGAGUUGUAGAGUUGAGGUGGAAGCUUUUCAGAUAGAUAUCACUUUUGGUGAAAAUCUAUAGGUGCUUUUUUUAACCGGGGUCCAACCAACCAUGGUUUUUAACACUGAAUGGCAUGCAGUUUAAUACACUUGCACUGCAGCCAUCAUCAAAUUAAAAAGGUAUACAAAUGCUUACAUGGCUAAAUCCUAGUAUAAAUAGCCUACUAAAAUGACUCGAAUGACUACUGGUCAGAGGUUAUUAAAGUAGAUAUUAUUCAUUACUGUAUUUAAACAGUUAUUUUUACACCAACAUGCAAACAGAGUUUAGAGUACCUUCAACCUCUUUUAUGUCUUUAAACUUGGGUUAGUUAUUGUGGAUGGUUUUAGGGGGUCAUUAUGUGUAACAGCGUUAAAAAGUUGCUGUUGUGUGUAUGCACAGAUGCUCAGUUGUAAUUGGGCAAAAUUAGGUCAGAUUUUGUUAAACGUGACAGGUGCAUACUGCUGACAGAUUUAGGACCAGUGUCAGAAAGUAACAGUCUUUGUUCACUUGGCAGUAUCAUGUUAAGUGCGUUUUGUGAAUUAUUGUACAAAUAUUUAUUACAUGGAUACUUGCUGAAUAUGCUGUGAGGCGUUGUUGCAUUUCUUAAUCCAUCAGCUUCAGUAUACCUUUAUAUGUCGGUUUUCUACGACUGUAUAUAUAUCAGUAUUUUUUUUUUUUUUUUUUACCAAUUGUGUGUCAUAGUUCAACAUAUAACAUGAGAUUAUCAUGUAGGCUUCACCAUUAUUAGUGGUAUUCUAUACAGCAAAUGCUAUAAAUAUGCUUUCCAAAUGUGUUGUGUAUGAAGUGAUAUUGCACAUGUAUGAAUAAAAAAUAAAUACUAAA